This is a messenger RNA of Camellia sinensis, 1199 nucleotides long. The record is from RefSeq and is a predicted model, not a curated record. Lineage: Eukaryota; Viridiplantae; Streptophyta; Magnoliopsida; Ericales; Theaceae.
GAGGGACAAGGGGCGGGACAUAAAAGGAAGUAAAUUUUGUUUGAAGAAACGGCCGAUUCUUCAAAUACUAAAGACUCCUGAUUUAAAAGUGCCAUCAUUACUCGUCCCUGUCUCUCCAACUUAUAAGAGAUAUAAUAUAUAUAUAUAUAUAUACAAAUACAGAGGGAGAGAGAGAGCGCGCGGAGUGAAGAAGACAUAUAGUGGUUGGUUAGAGUGGGUGGUGAGGUUGAAGCGGGAUGAGCAUGAGAAAGGGAAUAUGGAUUUUGCAGAGUGUGAUGGUAGUAGUAAUGGUGGAAUACUAUCUGGUUUUUGCAGGGGUGCAGGCGAUGAUGCAAGAGAAGGCGGAGGCAUCAAUUCCAAUGACAACCUUCUCACCUCCAGAAGGGAAUACAACCUUCCUUGAUGGCACAAAUUGGUGUGUGGCACUUGCGGGGGUGCCCCAAGUUGAUUUGCAGAAUGCGCUGGACUGGGCAUGUGGAUUGGGAAUGGCAGAUUGCGGUCCUAUUCAAUCUGGGGGUGCAUGCUUUGAACCGGAUACGCUUUUAUCGCAUGCCUCUUACGCUUUCAACUACUAUUAUCAACAGAAUGGCAAUUCUGAUAUUGCUUGCAAUUUUGGUGGCACUGCUACUUUAACAAAAUCUAACCCAAGUUAUGGGAAGUGUGUUUAUGCCUCAUCAGAUAUCUUGCAACAGGUCUGUUGGAUCAUCGGCACCUUCAAUGUUGAAGUAUAAAAAACCAAACCUCAAUUGGUGGAAAGUCACCACCACUGCUAUUCUACUUCUUUUAUACUAUUGAGAGAAUCCCCCCCAUGCCCACUAUUACCAUCCAUGGUCUCAGCUCUUCGAACUUACAGUCUUCCAAGGGUGGUCUUAGCUUAGCCUAUGUCUACUGCAACUGUUCUGCAAAGUGGCAACGGGGCUGAAAAAACAAAACCAAAAGCCGAAGGAUUUGGAUUUAGAUUUGGAUUCUGUUUAGAAAAACACAGACACCCAUCGUACGUAUGUACUUUCUAUAAUUGUGUUUUGAGAAGACAUUAUUCGUUGCUUUAAUGUUGGGUUAGGAAUGUAGAGAGAGCUAAGUUUUCUUUCUUUUGUUUAGCUUUCUCCCAAGCUUUUUACUAUUAUUAUUGCUAAAUGUUAUGUUCAGUAGCGGUUUAGGAAUCAAAUGCUUGUUUGCAUUCCUUUUUUCCUUUCUCAAGA